GAUCGUGACCCACCACCAUAGGUAUAUAUGCUACAGGUCGAGCUCCGAAGCCGUAGGGAUUAGUAGGAAGUGUAGAUUCGGGAAGGAUCUCAGAGUUGCCCGGCAGAAACCCUUCACACUCAGCUAAUGACGAUUCUGGUAGGACCUCCGCUACAUCAGUUGGGCAACCGGACUUCGAUUUUGAUAAGCCCUAUUCGACCUUGACAUCUCCGGAGUCCGUGAAUUGUUAAGCACCCCCAUAUUAUGUCCCGCUACGGCAGUCUAUGACGGGAUGUUUGUAAGUAUUUUCAAUCAUGUUUUAGAGAUUAGCAUUGCUUAGCUCCGUUGGCAAUAUUUAAACGAAGCCUUAAUAUCACUUCUACUGCACAAUCCUCUCAACGAAAACUUCAACAAGCUGUCGAUAGCUGUAAGGUAGCCCCAUCCUGUCAUGUCAGUCAUUGCUAUUGAACCGCGGCUUGAAGCUUUGCUGGACAAGUGUGCGAGCGGACAGGCUGGCAUUAUCCUCUAUACUGCGGAAAACGUCCCGCCAGAAUACCUGAGUUACCGUGAACUUCGCAAUGAGGCAUCACUCAGAGCCAGCUGUCUUCGACGUUACCAUGGCGUGGUCCCUGGUCGAAUUGUCCUGGUUCACUUCCGCAGCCACCGGGAGAACAUAAUCUGGUUUUGGGCCAGCAUCCUGGCGGGCUGCGUUCCAGCCAUGUCGACGCCAUUGGUCAACAACCAUGAAGGUCGCGCAUCUCACUUGGCGCAUUUACAUCGCUUGCUUCUGGAUCCAAUCGUUAUCACGUCCCAGGAACUAUUGAGCACCGAUUUUGCGGAGAACACCCUCCUUCUUUGCGCGUCGGCUGAAAAUACGCACGAGGAAGGCGGAUCCCGAGCGGAUGAAUACACUUCAUUGGAAGAUGUCGCUGCGUUGAUGCUCACGUCCGGAAGUACAGGCGCUGCCAAAGCAGUCUGCUUGAGCCAUGAGCAGAUCUUGACAGCAUGUAAAGGAAAGCUACUCCAUAUGCCCUUGCCGCAGGGCGCCGUUGUAUUGAACUGGAUUGGACUUGAUCAUGUUGGCAGCCUGACGGAGCUCCACCUCACUGCCAUGGUUGCGGGAUGUGAUCAAGUCCAUGUGCCCACAACUGAGGUGAUUGCCGACCCGUUCGUCUUCCUACGCCUCCUCUCGAAGCACCGCGUUGCAAGGACAUUUGCGCCCAACUUCAUGUUAGCCAAGCUGCAGCAGCUGAUAGAUGCUGGACCAGCAGCCGACCUGCGCGGAAUCGACCUCCAAGAGCUGCUCUACCUGAUUUCUGGCGGUGAACCGAACAGUGUCGGUGUCUGCGUUCAGAUUUCGGCGCAUCUCCGCAUGCUCGGUGCCCCCACGACGACCACCCUCACGCCUGGCUUCGGCAUGACCGAAACGUGCGCCGGCGCGAUAUACAGCCGGAAGUGUCCUGAGGUUGAUGUACAAACUGGGACCGAGUUCACGGCUCUGGGAACGUGUGUGCCUGGCAUCGAGAUGCGUGUUAAGAACGACGGCCUUGAAGUUCGUGGCCCCAUCGUCUUCCAGCGCUAUUUCAAUAACGCCGAGGCGACCCAAGAGGCAUUCACUAACGAUGGCUGGUUUCGCACGGGCGACACGGCCACGAUUGACGCGUCUGAGACUCUGCGGCUUGUGGGGCGGUCGAAGGACCUUGUCAUCGUCAACGGCGUCAAGUAUCUCCCCCACGAGCUGGAGACCGCCAUCGAUCAGGCCGAGAUUGCGGGCGUGGCUCUCUCCGGAGUCGUGUGCUUCGCCCACCGUCCGGCGGGCGCUAGCACGGAACACAUCCAGAUCAUUUAUCAACGCGAUUACGAUGCAUAUGACAGCAAAGCGCGUAUGGAUGCGCUGCAGGCCGUCGUUCGCGCUGUGCUCUUCUUUGCGGGCGCGCGACCACGGGUGUUGCCGCUGGCUCCUGGUCGUCUGGAGCGGUCCACUCUGGGAAAGCUGUCUCGAGCAAAGGUUCGGACGUCGUUCCAAAACGGGGAAUAUCAAGAUGAAGCCGAAAUCGACGCCCAAAUGCUGCAAGCAUAUCGAGAAGAUCAUGUGGCCGAACCGGGCAAUGCCAUGGAGCAGAAGUUGAUGUGCGUCUUCCGCGAUCUCCAGGUCGCUUCGUUUGAAAUAGACAUCGACACCCCCAUCCUCGAUAUAGGCGUCACCUCGAUAGACCUCAUUCGGUUUAAACGAGCGGCGGAGAAAGCUUUCGCAAUCAAAGACAUUCCAAUUAUUACCAUCAUGACCAACACCACUAUUCGCACCCUCGCAGCGGCUAUAAAGUGCAUACAGGGGCCACAAACCGACACUUCUUACCAUCCGCUUGUAACGCUUCAGCCGAACGGCGACAAGACGCCGCUCUUCCUCCUGCAUCCCGGAAUCGGCGAAAUGCUUGUCUUCCUCGGAUUGGUCCAGUACUUCCCCGACCGCCCCAUCUACGCCUUCCGCGCCCGUGGCCUCAACGAGGGCGAGCAGCCAUUCACCAGCCAAGAGGAGGUCAUCUCAACGUACCACCGCGCGCUGAAGGCUACGCAGCCCCAAGGGCCCUACGCCAUUGCGGGCUACUCCUACGGUAGUAUGCUGGCCUUUGAAAUCGCCAAACUGCUCGAGACAGGCGGCGAUCGUGUCCAAUUCCUCGGCUCCUUCAAUCUGCCGCCGCACAUCAAGACGCGCAUGCGGCGACUCGACUGGACCGCGGGGAUGGUGCAUAUCGCACAUUUCUGCAGCAUCAUCACCGAGGCUCGUUCUGAAGAGCUCCUGCACGAGCUGCGCCCAUUGCCGCACGACGAGCAGGUCGCCCGCCUCCUUGCCGAAAGCGACCAGCAGCGAUGUGCCGACUUGGCGCUCACGCAGGCCGGCAUCCACAAUUGGACGGAAGUAUCGUGGUCGUUGCAGAAGAUUGGGUGGGAGUACGAGCCUUCGGGGGACGUCUCGCACAUGGACGUGUUCUACUGCCAGCCGCUUAAGGAUGUGGCAAGCAAUCGCGUGGAAUACCGCAAACAGCACCUGAACCACUGGGUAGACUUCGUCCGUGAUGACCUGAAGUUUUGGCAGGUGGAUGGACAGCACUAUACCAUGAUCGGGCCUGAAAAUGUGUCUAGAUUCCAGCAGACGUUAAAGAAGGCACUGGCGGUGCGGGGGUUAUAGGAUAUCCAGCUUUUCUUAUUUGCUUUACGCUGUAUAAUUAGAAUAUACUAGUAAUAAAUUCAGCGAGCCCUGGUUACUGAGGCUAAGCGGUUCGGGUUUGGAAGAGGUGGAUGGGGAAGGUUGCCUACAUAGACUCCGGCGGAUA
Mytilinidion resinicola is the source of this 3311-nucleotide messenger RNA. Its product is annotated as putative polyketide synthase PksJ. The record is from RefSeq and is a predicted model, not a curated record. Gene Ontology annotation, biological process: secondary metabolic process; biosynthetic process. NCBI's taxonomy places the organism in Eukaryota, Fungi, Ascomycota, Dothideomycetes, Mytilinidiales, Mytilinidiaceae. Gene Ontology annotation, molecular function: CoA-ligase activity. The transcript has 2 exons. Bases 428 to 3166 code for a protein of 912 amino acids.